AAAAAUGGCCGAUUCUGGACGCAGCCCACGACCAACCACCGGAGGAGUUCGCCAACGCAAAGGAGGAGCAGCCGCCGCACCGGCUCGUGCUCGCGCCGGAGGCAACAACGGAGGGCUCUGGCGCUUCUACACCGAGGAUUCGACCGGCUUGAAGAUCGGACCAGUUCCAGUGCUCGUCAUGUCGCUCGUCUUCAUCGCUUCCGUGUUCGUGCUCCACAUUUGGGGAAAAUUCACGAGAAGCCGCGCUUAAGCCCUUAAAAUGGCUCUUUGUGCUCCGCAACUUCUAUGGGUCGAUAUUCUCUUCGUUUUUUUUUUCGUCGAAAAAAAUUUAAAUUAAUUAUUUUAUUGUCUCCCUUCGUUCGUUUACCAUCCCUCGCCAGAUAUGUGAUUAUAUAUUUAUUUUUGAAUAAAAAUCGAAAAAUUGUAUAUUUUUUU
This is a messenger RNA of Caenorhabditis elegans, 435 nucleotides long. RefSeq names its product Protein transport protein Sec61 subunit beta (gene sec-61.B). NCBI's taxonomy places the organism in Eukaryota, Metazoa, Nematoda, Chromadorea, Rhabditida, Rhabditidae. The record is from RefSeq and is marked reviewed.